This is a messenger RNA of Syngnathus acus (greater pipefish), 3395 nucleotides long. It is a transcript of the gene zzz3, whose product is annotated as zinc finger, ZZ-type containing 3. Gene Ontology annotation, molecular function: zinc ion binding. The record is from RefSeq and is a predicted model, not a curated record. Lineage: Eukaryota; Metazoa; Chordata; Actinopteri; Syngnathiformes; Syngnathidae.
CGAAGUCAUCAUAAUGCUUGUGAUCCACAUUUGCUGUGGAUUAGAAAGCAUUUCAAGGGCACGAGAAGCCAAACAUGUUGCCGAGUGCGGCAAGCGAAUGUCGCCCUCGCCUCAAUGUGCUCGCACACCCGAGCCCGAGCUAGAGCUCGAGCAGGAGCCGGAGCGCUCGGCUGCACUGUAAAAACAUGGCUGCGAGCGAGCGUGCAGUCACCGUACGGAAGUGAGUUUUGGGUCACACCUAGGUCUCGGUUGAGUAGCAACCGGUUCCUGCUGCACAUGCCAAGCAAGGACGCGGGGAUCCGAGCCCCAGUACUCGGGAUGCACGCCACGCCACCCCGUGGAUGUCACGUUGACGCUAGGCCCCAAUGGAAGUGUGGAGACGAAAGUGGACUCAAAAGUGCCCACGUUCCGCCACAGUGGAGAGUGCACCAGGAUGAGGAGAUUGUAGGCAGCCGCCGUAGUAUGGCCGCGUCCCGUUCCUCGCGCGUCACAAGGUCAUCGGUGGGGCUCAAUGGAUUGGACGAGAACUUUUGUGGGCGCACGCUCAGGAACCGCAGCAUCGCCCAGCUGGAAGAGUCGGCUGUGUCUCCGCUGCCCAGGGCUCGCUCGCCCAAGAAGAGGCAGGAGUCCCGGCAGGACUCCAGGCAGCUGGCCAAACAGGACAUCAAGACGCUGUCCAAGCAGAAGGAGAAGACCAAGCAGGAUGCUAAAGAGGACACUGACAACCAGUCGCUCCAGGACUCAGAGCGGCAGAUCUCGUCGGAGGGACGGUUAAAGGACUCAAAGGACUGUAAUAGUUCUCCGGCGGGCGAGCAGGACUUUGUGGCCGGUCUUCGCAAACGGAGCGGCUCGUGUCUGGAAAACGACGUCAGCCCCCAAAAGUCGGAACAUUGCGAUCAAGGGAACGGGGUGCCGGAUGCUCCUCCUUUAAUCAAAAGAGCCAAGCGGUGUUCCCGAGUCGGGGAAUCUCGGGAACGCGAGGAGGACGCCGGGAGCCCCGAGUGUCCCGUCUCUCUUCCUGAACCUUGCGAGGGGAACGCUCGGGUAGACGUUCCCGCCCGGAACUCCGACUUAGCUCCCGACUCACCUGUCCUCAAGGAAGAGAAAGGGGAGCUGGCCAAAGAUGGCCGGGUGGAGCACGAAGGGGCGCUGGAGUCCCCCAAUGCUCAUAAGGCCUCAAACGGGCUCGGGGACAACACAGCGGAGAACCUCGCCGAAGAGUCUUCGAGCCCAGUCUCCGCCGUCGGCUACCCGUCGCUGCUCAACGGCGGCCGGGCCGAGGCGCCCCCCUCUGCCCGCCCCACGGUGCCUUGUACGAACUCUAGUCCGGCGCGCACGGAGGUCGCCGCCUCAGCGGAGCCGCCCGCUUGGUUCUCCCCGGCCCCUCCGGAGGAUCCGCUGCCUGAGCUGGUGGUGGCCGGGGAGCAGGAAGUGGAGGAUGUAGAGGUGGACGUGGUGGGUGACCCCCUUUGUUUGGCCGGCGAGGAGCAGGUGAUGGACAGCGAGGGCGACGGAAAUGGUCGCCCGCAUACGCCGGUGCCGGACACCGCCGCCGCCGCUUCGCCUUCCCCCGCCGCCUACAACAGUAACUCAGGAGAAACAACACCCCCGCUGGCGACGAGCCCGCCGCCGCCCGCCGAGCCCGGGCGCACGCCCCUGUCUUUUGUCGAGCUCUACGAACACAGGUACACCCUGCGGACUUCGCCCCGCAAGGCCAAGGCCUGCUCUCCACCUCGAGACGCCGCCGCCCCGAAGGAGGACGGGGAGGCGUCGGAGGGGAUGGACGAGGACUUUCUCGCUCCUUCAGACUCUUUGUGUCGCCCUGACCACCACGAGACCACCCGCGCGGAGCCCGGAGACGAGACGGGCCGCGGCGGCGGCCCUGUGGUGCCCGGAGACGUCGGCAACGAAGCGGUGUGCAGUCACGCCACAGAGGAAGAAGAAGAGGAAGAGGAGGAGCCAGACGUGUAUUACUUUGAAUCCGACCACCUGGCUCUGAAACAUAACAAAGAUUACCAGAGGUUGUUGCAGACAAUUGCCGUUCUUGAGGCCCAGCGCACGCAGGCCAUCCUGGACUUGGAGACGUUGGCGCGGCACCGAAGAGAGGCCCUGGCUGACCCCAUCACCUUUGCGGAGCAGCUGCAGAAGAGGGUGAAUCUGGGACUGCCGUGUCCCCAGCGUGUCGUUCAGCUCCCGGACCUGGCGUGGGAGCAGUACACCUCUGGCCUCGGGGAUUUCCAGAGGGAGUUCUGCGACAAGAAACGGAAAACCAGGCGGCUCAAGCUCAUCUUUGACAAAGGUUUGCCCGCCCGACCCAAAAGUCCCGUCGAGCCCAAGAAAGACUGUGAAGCCUCCACCUUGUACUCGUCACUCCCUACUAGUGACGCCCCAGAGAAUGGCAGGCAGACACAGAUGAUCCGGGGUAGGCUUUGUCACUCCAGCAAGCCCGACACCUUUAACCAGCUGUGGACGGCGGAUGAGCAGAAGAAACUGGAAGAGCUGCUUAUCAAGUUUCCUCCUGAGGAGGUGGAGUCCAAAAGGUGGCAGAAGAUCGCAGACGAGUUGGGCAACCGGACGGCCAAACAGGUUGCUAGCAGGGUGCAGAAGUACUUCAUUAAACUGACAAAAGCUGGAAUCCCCGUGCCCGGAAGGACCCCCAACCUGUACAUGUACACUAAGAAGGCGACCAGCAAGCGGCAGCACCACCUCAACAAACACCUCUCCCGGCCCUCCACCUUCCUCACCUCCUACGAGCCUCCCGUCUUCAUGGAUGACGAUGACGACGACGACGACGAGCGGGUGGCGUUCUACGGCGCCAUGCACGAGCCCGCAGACGACGACUCGGACGACGAUGGCAUCCCCGUGGACCUGCGUAAUCUUCCAGAGUACAAAGAGCUGCUGGAGCUGAAGCGUCUGAAGAAACAAAAGCUUCAGGAGCUCUGCGAGGACAAGGCCGGUGUGCGACACUUGGGAUACAAGUGCGACGUGUGCGGCGUGGAACCCAUCCAGGUGUGCCGCUGGCACUGUCAAGAUUGUCCCCCGGACAGCACCGUGGAUUUCUGCGCCAACUGUUCAGACUGCUUGUUCAAGACCGAGACCCACAAGCCCAAUCACCACUUGGACCCCGUGUACCAGCCCGACACUUUACUGGACCGCGACUACCGCCUGCCACAGAGCACCAGCUACAACUACCUGGAUCCCAACUACUUCCCGGCCAACAGAUGACAGACGAGCGGCAGGCGCCCGUAGCUCCACCACACGCACACGUUCUCUUUCUUUCUCUCCCUUCUCUCCAGCGCGCAUGGCUCCAUCGCUCAAGCCAUGCCGGCACGCCAGCGGGCGGAGGAGGGGGAGCAGAGCAGAGCAGCUCCGCUGCCGCCGAGUGGCCGGCCGGC